Arctia plantaginis is the source of this 672-nucleotide messenger RNA. The record is from the annotation of a GenBank genome assembly. NCBI's taxonomy places the organism in Eukaryota, Metazoa, Arthropoda, Insecta, Lepidoptera, Erebidae.
AUGAUGCGACAGCGACGUGAAAAGCAAAAUAAUAAUAAAUCUGUUAAUUGCACUACUCAGUCAGGCCUUCAUCUAACAAAAGUCUACAUUAAUGAUAUUACAGUAAAUGCAUUAAUCGAUACCGGUGCCACUUGUUCUAUAAUGAAAGAGUCCAUCGCAUUUCGGUUGGGCUGUCACAUUGCGCCUUGGUCGAUUAAAUUGAAUGGUAUCGGCUCUGGUCGCUUGAAUACUUACGGUAAAAUUACGGUACCAGUUCGUUUUGAUGAUGUAUGUAUUGAAUUAGAAUUACAUGUGGUCACUGAUGAUAACUUUGCCUAUGAUUGUUUAAUUGGACAAGAUGCUGUCAACUAUGCUGAUAUUGCCAUUGUGACUGACAUAUCUGGCACAAAAAUUAUACGAAAGAAUGUAGUAAAUUACGCUGAUUAUAAUGAAGAAAAUUUACUUUUAGAACGCAUUCAAAAUUUAGAUACGGAUUUAAGAAGAAAAAUUAAAAAUAUUUUUGAUAAAUAUCCAAAAGUAUUGCCUUCUGAUGAGUAUAUUGGUAAUGUUAAUACUGGUACAUUAGAGAUUAAACUUAAGGUUGAUAAGAAUAUUAAUUAUCGUCCUUACCGUUUGGCUCCUGUAGAACGUGAAAAGGUAAAAGUUAUUGUGAAUGACCUUUUGCGAGCGUGA